AUGACGUGACACAGGAAAAAAGAAAAAGACGCCGGGUCGGUGAUGGCGACUUUUCCGCAGAGUUAACCAAUUUAACCAUUGAAUUUUGUGUUACAAACCGGCGGUGGAAAGUCCAACUUUGCUGAUUUGGGACAAGUUUAAAAGUUCUUUAAAAAUAUGUCAUCUCGAGGUCGCGGAUACGGAGGAUACAGUGGGCGGGGCAGCUACAGCGGUCGAGCAAGCAGUGGAUACCGUGGGUCAUACCGCGGAAGCGGAGGCCGUGGCUCGUACGAGAGUCGCGGCGGACGUGGCGGCAGCUACUCCUCCUAUAACAAUGAGUCUCGAUACAGCAGCAGCGGUGGCAAUAGAUACGCCACCAGCAGGGAUAGGAUUGAAGAUUCCUACAAAAAGUCGUAUAGAUCCGAGUCAUCUGGAUAUUCCAAUCGUGAUUAUGGUGGCCGAUCUGGAUCACCUGAACGUAAAAGGAUAAGAAUGGAGGGGUCCGGCGAUAGACGUAGCCACGAAGGCGGCGGACACUAUGGCGGGUCUUACAGCGGUAGACAAGAGAUGUACAGCGAGCGGCGCACGUUCAGUGGCGAGGACAGGAGGCGCUCGCCCAGCCGAGAGUACCGCAAGGCGAGCGCGAUGGGCCCGCCGCGCGAGCCCUUGCGCUCGGCGCCGCGCAUGCGCGCCACGCGCCGCUCCUUCCGCGGCCGCACGCUGCGCUCGCGCGCCGUCUACCGCGGCGCCCCGCGCUCGCGCCCCUCCUUUAGGCGAUUCGAAACCAGACCGCUGGGUUACACCCGCGCGUUCAGAUCUAUCAAGGGCCGAAGUUCUGUGAAGUCUAAGGAAGAUGAAGCCUCUUCAACUGAAGAAGACUGGGAUGCCGAUGAUAAGGACGAAGCCAUCGAGGAGAAAAAGGAAUCCAAGAUCAAGUCACCCAAGCCGGAAGACGAGGUGGACGGGUCGGACGGGGAAGCCGGGGAGGCGGGCGAGGACGGCGACACGGACAAGGAGCCCGAGCUGCCCGAGGCGGAGCCGCGCAAGCGCCCCUACGUGCACCUGCUCUGCGUGCACUGCAAGGACAAAUCUGCCACUUUCGGUGGGUACGCCAAGCACCUGAUGUCGAGCAAGCACCGCGCGGCCAUGAGCGCGGUGGCGCGGCGGCACAAGAUGCAGCUGCUGCGCAUGCGCGUGGCGCAGCGCGAGGCGCAGCGCCAGCUCGAGGCCACAGCCGGCGCGGACCUGGCGGCGCACACCACGUUCUGCCUCGUGUGCCGCCUCAACCACCGCACCACGCGCCUGGCGCACAACCAGAGCGACACGCACCGCGCCAUGAAGCGCUUCCUCAUGCCCUUCUGCCGCGUGUGCCGCAUCUCCUUCCGCUCGCCCAUGAUCUACGAGCACCACAUCUGCUCCCUAGACCAUCUCAAGAAAAAGGCGAACCGAACUACUCGCCGAGCCAGCCCAAAGGAGGCCCAGGAGGGCAGUGGCGAUGAAGGCAUGGAUGUCGAUUUGGAUAACUUUAUGACUCUCGACUCUGUUGGUGAUGUUGAUGAGGUGGAAGAUGAAGACUCUGGAGCUGAGAAGAAAGAAAAUGAGGCUCCCAAGAAGCCCAAGGUGGAAAUCAACAUUGGCAGUGACCACAUCAAAAAGUUGGAGGUGUGGUGGUGCGAGCUGUGCCGCGUGUACCUGCCGCGCGCGGAGCCGGGCGGCGCCGAGGAGGCGGAGACGCUGCGGCGCCACUGCCGCCUGCGCAACCAUCUCGGCCGCUACGUGCAGCACCGCGACACGCGCACGCUGCGCAAGCACGCCGAGCGCAUCCACCGCCAACUGCACCAGCAGCGAGCUGAGGAAAACAAAGACGCUAAUGAAGAGGAUGCUGCUGAGAAAGUCAAAGUCGAGAAAACUGAACCGGUUGAAGAAAAGAAAAAGAUUGAAAAUGGUGAUUCUGCUAAUGCUGCUUCAGGAGAAGACAAAUUGUGGGCUGACGUGGACAAAGACAUUGGAGACCUACUGCGCGAAGUCCGCCCCACCAACGAGGGCAGCGACGACGACGAAGAUCUUGGGAGGUAUGACAAAUUCAGGAAGAGCGAUAAGAAAGGCAUAGCCGAUGGAGAAGAAGCAGAGACCAAUGACGUAGCAGAGAAUCUUGAGAAACCUAAUAAUGAGGUUAUGACCCCAGCCUAACCAUUUCGAUUGCACAAGUUAUCAUACAUGAAAUUUAAACGAUUAGUUAUAAGUGACGAUAUGACAAGCAUUCCGAAUUCCCUUGUCAUUUACUGUUUAGCAGUGAAACUUAAAGGCACUGUAUUACUAUGUAUUCAAGUUAGAAGUAUUCUAACCGUAAUGUUAUUGCAGUCUGCUUUGAUUAGAUUAAGUAGUAUUUUAGUUCUUAGUGUUGAAUAAGGUAAAAUAUAGGCUUUAUUAUAGUAAUAAAAUUAGAUUUUUUGUUUUCCCCUCACUAGCUCGGAAACGUGUUUUGUCCUUUAAUACUAGCGAGUAAAAACGCAUUUUAUCCACUAGUGGGUAAAGUAAUUUGACCUUGAAUAAAGUCAAAUU
Molecule: messenger RNA, 2541 nt
Organism: Leguminivora glycinivorella
Lineage: Eukaryota; Metazoa; Arthropoda; Insecta; Lepidoptera; Tortricidae
Product: zinc finger protein on ecdysone puffs-like
Exons: 13
Coding region: 157-2169 (670 amino acids)
Cellular component (GO): nucleus
Source: RefSeq, a predicted model, not a curated record